ACUAUAGAGAGAGAUAAGACCUUGCUCUUGCAUAAAUUUGGUAUUAUUUUCCAAUCACUGGUCAAACCACCUAGCAGUCUGGAAAAAAUAGACUGGAGGGAAAUCCAGUGCCCAGUGGGACAAAACAGUAUCUGUGAAUAAAAGGAUUGGUUCUCAUUUAAGGAAGAGUCUUGCUGCACCUACUAUGAUCAUUCAUAUCUCUUUGGUCUAUCUAACCUGAUUUAUUGUUGAGCUGUUUCACACAAUUCACAUAAUCAACCAAGUCCAACCAUUAGAAUUCAAACAAUGGAGCCAUUAGCGGCUUAUUUUAUGCCUGAAUGUAUCGGAACAAAGAAAAAAUUAGAUCUCAGUGUCUUUCAUCUCUCUCUCUCUCCACCACCCACCCACCCUGCUCUUGAAAGAAUAAAAAUUAGCUUAAAGUAUUAAUACAAAAAGUAAAUACAAAAUCUAAUGAUUUUUCCCCCCUUGGUAAUCUGAACCAUCUGCCUCUGGCUGCUCAGGAGUACACUGCCUUAAUCCAGAUUAUAGUUGACAAACUGUUUUUGGCGUAGAGUUUCCCCUAAUACUGUGCCCUACAAGAGCUGCUCAGGGCUGUUGAAAUUUCAUUUGUUGAUUGGUUCAUUCUUUUCCCUUGUUGCUGUGGGUUUCCUGGUGGUGUGGGUUUGUUUUUCCAUUUGGAAAGGUGCAAAGAAAAAGACGAGAAGAUGGCUUUCCUAAUGAAAAAUGUGCUGAGCAACCAGGUGAAAAAUCUGGGGCUUCACGGAGGGGGUGAAGAAAAGAAGGAGGAAGCUGCUCCUACUGACCCAGCUACUGCAGCAGGAAUGACCCGGGAGGAAUAUGAAGAGUAUCAAAAGCAGGUGAUAGAGGAGAAGAUGGAAAGAGAUGCAGCUUUUGUGCAAAAGAAGGCUGGACGAGCUGUUGUGCGGGUUCACUUGCGAGAGAAAUACAGACUUCCAAAGAGUGAAUUGGAUGAGACUCAGAUCCAGCUGGGUGGAGAUGAAGUGGACUUGCCAGAAGACCUCCAGAAGAUGGUAGUAGAGGAUCAAGAAGAGGAAGAAGACAAAGAUACUUUUUUUGGACAGCUUCAGAACAUCCAGAAUAUGGACAUGGAUGCUAUCAAAGAAAAAGUCCAAACUACUUUCACUGAUAUUAAGCAGGCAGCUGAACAGAAGUGCUCUGUAAUGUAGUAAAGACAUUUCACAAGAUCUAGGUACAAAUGUCCGUAGAAGUGGAUGACUAGUGGGAGAACAGCAACAAUUGGUGCUGCUGCUUACUCAUCACUCCUUCCCUCUUUAUGAGAUGUGGUGUGUGUUUUUUCCCCAAAUAACAUAAAAACAACCAUUGAGAGAAGUUGUGAUGGUGAUAAUGGGAUUCCAAUAUUGCAGAUUAU
Candoia aspera is the source of this 1390-nucleotide messenger RNA. RefSeq names its product complexin 4 (gene CPLX4). The record is from RefSeq and is a predicted model, not a curated record. Gene Ontology annotation, cellular component: SNARE complex; terminal bouton. The coding region runs from base 705 to 1187 and encodes 160 amino acids. The transcript is spliced from 3 exons. Gene Ontology annotation, biological process: regulation of neurotransmitter secretion; synaptic vesicle exocytosis; neurotransmitter transport. Gene Ontology annotation, molecular function: syntaxin binding. Lineage: Eukaryota; Metazoa; Chordata; Lepidosauria; Squamata; Candoiidae.